Molecule: messenger RNA, 1254 nt
Organism: Ostreobium quekettii
Lineage: Eukaryota; Viridiplantae; Chlorophyta; Ulvophyceae; Bryopsidales; Ostreobiaceae
Source: the annotation of a GenBank genome assembly
AUGGCUGCUUUCCCUGGCGGCUGUGGUCGGCUGUACGUUGUGGUGCUGGAGUUUUACGACAUGUGCGAGUACCCCUCCGAGAUGGACAUGAAUUUUGGCAAGUUGGAGGAGGCCUUCACAGAGCGCUUUGCGCCAGCCCUGAAGGCCGCAGUGGCGAAGGCUCUCAAGAAGCUGAGCUCUGCCGAUGAGAUAUCUGAGGUGAAGGUCUCCACAUCGACUCUGGACACAGAUGCUCCUGACGCUGCGCCGGGAAAGGGCACAAAGAAAGGCAAGUAUGAAGACGACGAGUCCGACGAGGAGAAUGAGGAGGGCAAGAGGAUGUACGCAGGCGGCCGGGGAGAAAAGGUGACGUACGACGAGCCAGACGAGGAGGACAAGAAGGUGGCGGACGACGCCGACCGGGAGACCAAACGGCGCUUCGGGCCGUUGCUGUCGGGGCACGACGACGAGGAAGACGAAGACAAAUCGGCAGUCAAUGCCAAAGCGUCGGACGACAAAGCCGCCGGUGAGUCCUCCCAUGCCAAGGCAGAACCAGGCACGCCGAAUCCCGGCCAACGGGGCUCUUCUACCAGAGCGGAUGUCGCGCAAGGAUCCCGGGGAUCGCGGCCGGCUGUCGAUCGGGUUCCGUUGACGGCGGUCUCUGAUGAGAAGGUGGACAGGGACGGUGGCCUGUGUGAGCAGUGCUUCAAGCUUCCGCUGGACGCGCCGAAGCUGCUGAUGCUGGAGCUGGCGGAGGCGACCGCCGCGGAGACGACGGUUCGGGCGACUGCAGGCAUCAAGAAGUGCUACGUCGUCGAGGCCAAGGGCGCCGGCGACUGGGGCUCCGUCCAGACGGACGGCAUCAACUUCGCGGCGGGCUUCGCCAACAGCGAUCUGGUGGACGUGGGCCGGGUCACCGCCAACGAUGUGCACGCUGUCCUGGAGACGCUGGGCGUCGAGGCCGCGCGCAGCACCAUCGUGAAGGAGGCCCAGGCCGUGUUCGGCGCGUACGGCAUCGGCGUCAACGUGCGGCACAUCGGCCUGGUGGCCGACUACAUGACGCACCACGGCGGAUACCGUGGGUGCAAUCGCAUGGGCAUCGCCACCAACUCCUCCCCUUUCCUCAAGAUGACCUUCGAGACGGCGACCAACUACCUGCGACAGGCCGUUCUAGCAGGCGCCUCAGACCCUCUCCAGGCCCCCUCCGCUAGGAUCGUUGUGGGCCGGCCACCGCAGGUGGGCACUGGGUGCAUGCGGAUCAUCCAGAAGCUGUGA